GUUUUUUUAAAUAAUCGUUUGUUUUAAUAUACCAUAUUACUUGAACUCACUCAACCUAUUAGUAUUUACUGACAUUUACUCGGCUCCAAACUAAUGGUGUUUUCCAGAUGCCUUGUACACCAUCCUUACGAGUUGCAAGUGAGGAAAUCUCCCAGCUUUCUGUGGCAUUUCACAGAGGCACGCCCUCUUUCUGUCAGCCCCACUUGGAAUUAUUAGAGUAUACAGAGUUCAGUGAGGAGACUCGACAACAAAAAUGGCUGUGCCCAUGAAUAUAUUUACUUUCUUUGUAUUUGUACCACGUUGGUCAUUUUAAUGUCGAUUUUAAAUGCUCUAACACCCUUGAUUACAUGCGUGCAAAAUGCGGUGCGUGCAAUGCAAUGUAAAGUUGUGUUGCUUGUUUUCGAGCUGGUUUGCUAAAGAGGCUAAUGUAGCUAACAUAGCCAAUGACACAAUCACAAAGAAGAACGGGAAUGCUAUAAGUGCUAUGAGACAGAAAAUGACGUCACAAGUGCCACUCGUGAGGCUGAUUUACGAGGCAUCUGGAACAAACCAUGUCAACAAAGGUGUCGGUGUGGUAGUGUUUGGUUGAAAAGGGUUAGGGACAAAAAUAUAAAAUGUUGACUUUGGUUACAGAAGUUUAAAUAUCACGAUUCAACAAACAACAUGGUACAUCUUAAAAAAGUCAGGUUGUGUGCUCUAGGAUAGUUGAUCGACUAUCUUGUUUAAUGCUUGAUGGGCUUCGAGUGUGAACAUAUCAGAAUUGGAACCAUGGCACCCAUCGCAUUCGUGUGUUCUCUUUAUACUGCAUGAUGCUGCCAGCUGCGGCACUUUGUGGCUUGUGUGGUGUGCGAUCCCCUUUAAGUUGAAGCCCUGCCUUAACCGAAAUCCACUGAGUUCCUCCACACAAUAUUUAUAUUUAGGUUACCAGGUAGAAUGCAUUCUGUCUUUGGUUGACUUUAGGGCUGUGCGAUAUGGACAAAAUCUUCUCACGAUAUUGGUCAUUUCAUGUCGAUAACGAUAUAUAUCACGGUAUAGUGCAUUUUUGGUCAAUUGUAUGAAAAAGAAUUCUAGCCAGAAUAACCACAUACUCUAUAAUACUUUUUAAAAAUCCUAUCAACUAAUUUCUUGGAAGGAGGGGGCAUGUUUGGACCCAUGGCAACUUUUACAUGCACCGUAGCGUUAUACUGAGAAGCCCAACACUCACUCGGCCGCGAUCAUCAAAAUAAACGGCUUUCCAGAACGAGCUUCAAAUAUCCGCAUACUUGACUCAACCCGUUUAGCUAGUGGUUAGCUAGUGGCACUAGCUUUUUUUCUUUUGAAAGAUUGCAUUAUUUGACUCUUGUACUGCCUCAGAAAGUUGCGGGACAUUCGUUCUGUUUCAGACCGAAUCCCUCCAAAUGUGUAGUGUAGUAAAAAUAAAGCAGGGUCAGAAUGAUGUAAAAUACUGCCAUUACGGAUAAGUAAUAGAACGAAAGGUACGAUACAGGGAAAUGUGUAUUGAUAGACAUUUUUUCUCACAUCCCCGAUAUAUAUUGUCAAACCGCCCAGCCCUAAUUGACUACAGCCCUACUGGUUAGAAGGCUUUACUUUUUCUGCAGCAUUUGGAUACGACAUCCUUGACGGAUGAUCAUGUGUUACGGCCAGACCAGUAUCUAACUGCUGUUCUGCCAACUUAUGCUCCCUUGUCAGUUUUGCUACCAAGUGAUUCUGCGGAAGCGCAUGACGAGACUAUUGCUCCCCGGUGUAGUAGUGGUGAAAAUACACAUAAUGAACCCCUGAAAUCUCCAAUGACUAAGUUAUAAUACAGUAUCAAAAUAUAUUUUUGGAGUGAGUAAAAUAACGUUGUUCUGUCUUGGGAGCAUCAUUUGAUAAGGGCAAUUGGUCUACAGAUAAAAUACGCUACCAAACGCAUACGGUAGUACUUUUUGAUUGGCUAGUUGUAUACAUUGUUCUGCCAAUGUAUGCUCCCUUGUCAGAGUCUAUCAAAUCAUGUUACCCUCACAAAUGGUGCUGCCUCAUGUGUUUGGUAGUGUCGUCAUGCUCAUGUGCAGAACCACUAUGUAGCAACAUCUGAUAAAUUGGCAAAACACCAGGUACGUUUUGCAGCACAUUUAUAUUCCUGAAGGGCCAAGAUCUGCGACCAUCCCAUGCCUCUUCUAGUAUAACAUCUGUGAAAUGUAUUUCAAUGGAUAUGUUAUUAAUGUCGAUGUGUGGUUGUGUCUUGUUUUCCAGGAUUCCCUGGACUACUAAAGCAGCAGCAGUCGUUUACUUUCACUGGAUUUUAGUCCGACUCAUUCUCCCUCAGCCAUGGAAUCGACGGUUGAUGACGAUGCGAUGGCUGCGUGAAUGAGGCUUGGCGCGGGGAGAGCUGAACAAUGCCCAAAGCUGGGGGUUCAAAGCCGCCGCCACAUGAUCCCUUCCCGCUCAACACCGACAUGGUGGAAAAACAGCCUGGGAAAAAGGAUAAAGAAAAGACCUUGUCAAUCAAGACACCCAAGGUGGACCGCGGUGAUGGGGCGAAAGAGAAAGCACCGAAGAGGAGGCUCCCCUUUACCGUUGGAACCAAUGGAGACCAGAAGGACUCAGACUCAGAGAAGCAGGGUCCAGAGAGGAAGCGCAUCAAGAAGGAGCCCAGCAGCACGCGGAAGGCGGGCCUGCCAUUUGGGAUGGGCAUGCCGGGCAUCCGGGCCGGCUACCCCCUAUCCGAACGCCAGCAGGUGGCUCUGCUCAUGCAAAUGACGGCCGAGGAGUCCGUCAACAGUCCAGACACGACACCAAAGCACCAGUCGCAUUCGAGCCUAGGCCAGAAGGGAACGCCGAACUCGGCAUCCAAAACCAAAGACAAGGUGAACAAGCGCAACGAGCGUGGCGAGACACGGCUCCACCGAGCGGCGAUCCGCGGCGAGGCACGGCGCAUCAAGGAGCUGAUUAGUGAGGGGGCCGACGUGAAUGUAAAAGACUUUGCAGGCUGGACUGCGUUGCAUGAGGCCUGUAACCGUGGUUACUACGACGUAGCCAAGCAGCUGCUGGCUGCGGGGGCAGAGGUCAACACCAAGGGCCUGGACGACGACACCCCGCUACAUGAUGCGUCCAACAAUGGACACUUCAAGGUGGUGAAGCUCCUUCUGCGGUAUGGAGGAGACCCACGGCAGAGUAACCGGCGAGGUGAGACGGCGCUCAAGGUGGCCAACUCUCCCACCAUGCUCAACCUGUUGCUGGGGAAGGGGACAUACACCUCCAGUGAAGAGAGUUCAUCAGAGUCUUCAGAGGAGGAGGACGCCCCGUCGUUUGCGCCGUCUAGCUCAGUGGACGGUAACAACACAGACUCUGAGUUUGAGAAGGGCAUGAAGCUUAAGGGGAAGCUCGCCGAGUCGGCCAAGAACAAUGCCGUCACACCCGUCAAAGAUGAGUACGAGUUUGAUGAGGAUGACGAGGAGGAGCGUGUGCCGCCCGUGGACGACAAGCACCUCCUCAAAAAGGAUUUCCGCAAGGAGCCCACUCCUAAGCCCAACAACAUCACCCCUGUUCCUAAGACGGAGUCGGUCAAAACAUAUUCCAAAAGUAACUCUCAAAUCACACCAAAGAAAGCAGUCCGGCGAAUCAUUUCGGACAGUAACACUUCGGACGAGGAUGACAGGACAUUGGGCUUCACGCCAACGCCAACACCUCGGCAACCGGCCAUGGCGGCGAACGCCAAGGCAAGGGACUCCGUCACACUAAGCACGAAACAGCAGAAGGACAAGAACAAAUUCAAAAAGAAGCGCAAGAAGGAGACCAAAAACAACGUGAGCAAAGAGGUCCGCUUUGGAAAGGUCAACGACAAGUUCACGUCGGACUCUGAAUGCGGGGACAUGGAGAGCGAGGAUGACAAGGGCUCCAACAGUUUCAAGGACUCUGCUAGUGUGAGCCUGAAAGAAUCUUCUGCCUUCAAUGCCUCCUCGUCAUCCCAUGGGAACCCAAACUCGCAGAAGCAAGCACCCUCCUUAGCAGAGCAGCACCCAAAGCAGUGGAGGACAGACGGGUGGAAGACGGUCUCGUCCCCGCCCUGGUCAGACGUCAGCUCCCUCUCUGACUCUGUAAGGACCAGACAAACCAGUGAGUCGGACUACUCGUCUGCAGACUCAAGCGUGGAGUCCCUGAAGCAGGUGAAGAAGAAGACGCAGGAGAACAAGAAGAAAAAUAACAACAUCCACAGUGGCACAAUAGACAAGAAGAGCUCCGACAUCCACAAGAACUCCAACAUCGACAGUGCAGUGUCUAAAACCGAUGUUGAUGGAAAGGUUGUGAAGAAGCAUAAAGUGAAGCACAAGCAUAAAAACAAGGAGAAAGAAAAAGCCCCCAGCCUGGUUCUUAACCAAGACAUGAACGAGAAGUUUGUGAAGAGUUACUCUUUCGACUUUGAUGACUCCAGGCAAAAGUCUUCAAUAGUGGACACAGACGGACAGACGGUGGAAAGCAAGGUCAAAUUGUCAAAACAUGAAAAAGACCAUUCUAAAAAGGAGGAGAGGCUUUCGAAGACCAAGCCUGAGGACAAGGACUGGUUGUCGGGGAAAGAGCUACAGAGACCUGUUAAGGAGGAGAAAAACAAGAAAACAAAAGAGUCUAACAAGGAAAAAGCCAGCAAAGAGGAGAGGGAAAAGCUGACCAAGACGGAGAAGGAAAGAAACCAAAAGGAGAAGGAGAAACCCAAGGAAGAAAAGCAGAAGACCCACAAAGAGGAGAAAAAGAAAAAAUCGAAAGAGAAGUCCUCUUCAAAAAUAGAGAAGAAGAACGAGCAGAAAGAAGAUAAACCCCAGAAGGCAGAGAAGGAGAAGAACGCCAAGGAGGAGAAAUCAAAAAAGGACAAAACUCUGAAAGAGGAAUCUUCUGAGUAUGACACCUACGACGUCAACAACCGCUUCCUGAACCUUGACGACAGUAAGCUAAGUGCCUCAGAUGAUCACCACGACAGAUGGGGCUCGGACCUCUCCAUCGGCUCCUCGAUGUACGGAGAAGACAGCUGGGAUGCCCCUGUCAAGGAGUACAAGGAGUACAAAGCCAACAGCGCUGUGAAGCUCACCGUGGAGACGGUGAAGGAGGAGACGAGGCGGAAAGACAAAGUCAAAGAGAAGAAGUCAGACCACAGUGAAAAGAGAAUGGAGAAGGAGCCUGGUUCCAAGAAGAAGGACAAAGAGUCCUUUGAGAAGCCCGGCGAGAAGAAGAAAGACUUGGCUGACAAACAGAAGCUGAACUCUGGACACACAAUGGAGAAAGAAAAGAAGCGCAAAGAGUCCGCAGAUAAUAAAGAAAAGAAAGAGAAGGACACCAUCGACAACAGCCGCGACCGCAAGGACUCCUACGAGUUCAUAAAGGAACGUAAAGAGGUCAAGAUAAAGCAGGAGUCAGCCCGGGAGGAAUACAGCAACGACGGUUUGUUCAAGGACCUAGAAAUCGGGAAAUCCUCAGAUGUCAGAGAGAGAAACCACUCCGGAAAAGAGAAAGAAAAGAAGGGAAGUGAGGGAGUGGAAAAAAGGGAAAAGACGAAAGCUGACAAGCACAAGGAGAAACCUAAAGAUAGGGGAGUUGACCAGGAGAAGGAGAAGGAGAAGAACUCCAACGAGAAGGCUGUGAAAGAGAAGGAUGCAGAGCGGGGGGCCAAAGAUAAGAAGGAAGGAGCCAAAGACAAACAUAAAGACUCUCAUGGAAAAGACAAAGACCGCAAGAUGUCCUCGGACCAAACGAAAGAGAAGAAGGAGAAGGUUUCUCAGGACAAGCAUGCAGACAAAGAGAAAGACUUCUUGGAGGUCAAGAAAGAGGAGAAGAAGCCUGAGAAAAUCCGUGAGAAAACCUGGUACAAGAUCGCCGACAUUUUCACGGAUGAAAGCGACGAUGAGGAGGACAGUUACAACGGGAGUGUGGCCAAGCUGAGUGAUUCGCUCGGCCUGUCUGACUCCCACCGGAAGGAAUCUACGCCCGAUCAGGACGACCUUGACCACUUCACGUCUGAAAAGGCCCGAAAAUUCUCUGCCGACGGCAAACACACCACAGAGAAGCCGAAAGACAAGGAACACAAAGACAAGAAAAAAGACAAGACAGUAUUUGAGAAAGAAAGGAAAGGCUCCCUUGAGAAACACAGCAAGGACAGGAAAGACUCUGUGGAUGUGAAGCACAAGGAGAGGAAGGACAGGAUGUCGGUGGAAUCCAACCUGGACAAGAAAACUAAGCAGAAACAGGUGGACAAGAGGGACGGCAGCGACGAAAAAACCAAGAGCAAACACAAACAAGAAAGAAAACCUUCCAAAAGCAGUGGUGAUAACGAGAAGUCACUCCUUGAGAAACUGGAGGAGGAAGCCAUGAACGACUGCAAAGAUGACUCCAAUGACAAGAACAGCGACAUGUCCUCAGACAGCUUCACGGACCACGGCAAUGAACCUGUCCUCAGCAGCUACUACGACUCCUCUAUCAGCCUGCCGGAUGUGUGCGAGGAGAGGAGGGACUCUCUCUCCAUAUCUACCCCUCAGGAUAAGUUCAGGGAGAAGGAGAGGCACCGUCACUCGUCCUCCUCCUCCUCCAAGAAAAGCCAUGACAAGGAGAAGGUGAAGAAGGAGAAGGGAGAGAGAAGGGACAAGACUGAGGAGAUCAGGGAGUCCUACUGUCGCAGGGAGAGCCUGCCCUUUGAGAAGGAGCCCAUGCCCCUGGAGGCGGACCCCUACACAUUCCCGUACGGCUCAAAAGCUGAUUGCCAAGACGAAUUUGACAAGACUCUUGAGUUUGAAAAAGAGAUGUCCAAAAAGGACAAAGAGAAGACAAGCAGUGUCCUCAGCGACAAAAUUAAGGACAAAAAGAAGAAGGAGAAACACAAGGAGAAGAUCAAAGAGGAGAAGCAUAAGUGCACAGAGGGCUUUGCUUCAGUCAAACACUCUAAAGAGGAUGUUAAGUCCAGCUCCAAAGAGAAUCCACAGGUAACUUUCCUGAAGGAUCGCUCAAAGGAGGAUAGUCCCAAAUAUGACGUAAAGAAGGAGAGGAAUCGAGAUGCAUUGGACAAAGAGAGCGGCAGGGUGGACCACACAAAGUCCAAGAUCAAGGAUGAAACAGAGAAGCUGAGUCAGAUGAAGGAGGUGGUGCGGAAGGAUCAUCGCCCACGAGAGAAGCUCCUGGUGGACGGAGAUCUCCGCCUCACCAGCUUUGGCCAGAUGUUGAGUCUUAAGGACCAGGAGAUCGAGGAGCGUCACAAGAGGCACAAGGAGAGGAUGAAGCAGAUGGAGAAGCUCAGGCACCGAUCAGGAGACCCCAAACUCAAGGAAAAGACCAAGUCCCUGGAGGAAGUGAGGAAGAACCGCAAUGAGCUGACGGUCAAGAAGCCCAACACCUUGGAGUCUGCUCUCAAGGAGAAAAAGCUAAAGGAUGUUGUGAUCCCUGCUCAGAUGAUGUCGCCCGAUCGUAAGCCUGCAUCUAUGGACCGCCAGAACUCGAACGACUGGAUGGAGGGCCACCAAAUGAAAGAGAACCUCCCUGCGUCGCCCAGGCCCGAUCAGAACCGACCAACAGGAGUCCCCACGCCGACCUCUGUCAUCUCCUGUCCCAGUUACGAAGAGGUUAUGCAGACGCCAAGGACGCCAUCCUGCAGUGCUGAAGAUUACCCAGACCUGUUUGACGGGCUGGACUGCCAGAACUCCUCUGCGAUGACCAUGUCCAUGAAUGCUUGUUCUCCAUCCUUCUUCGAAAGCAGGUACUCAAACUCCUCCCACAGUUUCCAGGAGGGCACCUGUUUGACCCCUGCCAAGAACCUGCAGCUGCCCCUGGUCAGCCGCUCGGCCUCUUUAGAGGUCCGGCGCCCCCUGGAGGACGAGUUCAAGGCUGAGGCCGACAAGUUCCUCAGACAGCACAGCAGCCCCCCAGGCUCAGAGUUCGAGCUGUGCUCGUCCUCCCAGCUCCGUGAGGACAAAGCGGCCCUGGACCGCCUGGAGUGCUUGUCGCCUCCUUACUUCUCCCCCAUCCGGAUACUGUCCCCUCGGGUGGACUCCUCGCACCUGGACAGCCACCAGAACGAGGCCACCUCGGUGCUCGCUGGUCCCGAAGGUGGAGAGAACGCCUCAGAGAGCAUGUUCAACAGCUUUCUUCUGAAGCCGUCAACACCAGUGCACCGGCCCGACCCCCAGGAGCCCUGUUUGGACAUCGCCGCCCCGCCGACGCCGGCACCCGCCGCAUUGCCACCGAUGGACAUUGAUGACAUCUCAGAGCCUCAACAUAGUGAGCCCGAUCUAGUACCCUCAGACCCUGUUAGUGGCACAGACUACCUGCCCUCGGCCAUGGAGGACCCUGAUGAGGAGGAGGAUGAAGAGGAAGAGGAGGAGGAGGAGGAAGAAGAAGAGGAGGAAGAAGAGGAGGAGGAGUAUGAGGUGGAGGAAGAAGAAGAGGAGUUUGAGGCGGAGGAAGAGGAGGAACAGGUUGAAGAUGAGCUAGACGACAGAGAAGAGGAAGAGGACCAAUGCAUGGCCGAGGAGCCGGAUCAACCAGCAGAGGUGUGUGCCUUCCCUCCCCGUAUCGAGGAGCCCAUGAGGAAGAGCUGGACUGCAGACUCUCCAGAUCCCCAGGUCCCGGUGGUCCACCACCCCUUAGACCAAACCCUCGCCUCGGCCUCGCUGGGCGAGUCCUCCUGCGACCACACCAUGAGCUGGAACCCGGAGAUGCUCCUGAAGUCCCCAAACCGGACGUUCCGGGAGAUUGAGGCAGCUGUCUCCAAGAUCACCAGCCCCUACUCAAACUCUGACCACGAGAUGCAGCACAUCUCCGGCCACCCCUCAGUCACACCGCCCUAUGCUGCCUACAGGACUUAUGUCCCUGAUAGUGACUUCGAUGAACAGAAGGAAGCUGUGGCAGACAUCCCCUCUCCGGAGAGGCCGGACACCACGAUGGACACGGAGCCGAACUAUCUGAACACGUCGUCCUCCUCGAUACCGCUGGAGGCCUUCUUCACAGAGUGCAACAAGCCACCCAUUGAGGACACUCAUCAGAUGGAGACGGACCUAUCAUGUGGCAGGCCAGACAGUCCCCCAUCCUCCCACAGAUUCAUCCCCCCCACCCCCACCAUUGUCAUAAACACCACUACCCUGCAAGAGAGCCACAUGGUUCCAGCCGUGAGCCCCGAUCCGACGGUGCCCUGGGUCGAUCCGUUCCCGGCCGCCGUGGACGAGCUGGAUGACCUAGGUCCAUUCUCGCUGCCCGACCUGCCGCUCCCUGACAAGACGGAGGAGACAGAGUUACCCGAGCAUAAAACCACGGUGCAAAGCCCACAUAUCCGACACACCAUGUCUCACAGAGAGGAGCCGGCCUUGAUGGAGGUGGACGUCGUAGUGCCUCCAUGCUCCUCCCCAGUAGCAGCUCCUGGUCUGAGAGAGGCUGCUGUGCAAGAUCCAGUCGUCCCCUCCCCGCUAGCUAACUUCCAGCAGGACUUGGAGCCUGAACUCCAGAGCGUCCCACUCAGCGUGCCCCUGUCUUCGAACCACCCACAGGGCGGUGUUCUGGAGCCAAAGAGCUUCUACGAUGCACCAGAGGAUUUGGGUGGCGCCAUUCUUCUCUCUUCCGUGGACUUGGAAAGCAGCCAACUGCAGCACCACAACCACAGGCACAUCCAGUCCCUCACGGACUCCCUGCAGGUCGAACUGGAACCACUCCCUGUUUCCAAGGUGGAGCAGCUGCGGCCAGAACCAGAGCCUGAGCCCCUUCUGGGGAUGGCAACAUGCAGCCCGCUGCCCCCUCUCCCCGUCGCAGUGACCAUCUCUAGCAUAGUUGACAUAUCGGACGCACAGGAGCCCACGUCCAAGCUGACCGUCACGCUCACUGCGGUGUCUACCGACCUGCCCAAGAAGGUGGAGGAGGUACCCCAGCGGAUGACACGUAACCGUGCCCAGAUGCUGGCCAACCAGAGUAAGCAGAACCCCUCCUCUGUGUCGUCUACGCCCGCACUGCUUCAGCCCCAGCAUCAGCCGACCGUGCUGCUCUCUGCCAUCACAACCUCCGCCACCCUAGGAAUGAACCCCGUGGUGAGCAUCGCACAGACCCCAAUCACCAGGACGCCCACGUCCACCUCAGCCCCCUCCGACCCGCCUUCGGACAAGACGAAGGACACGCCUCCUGCGUUGGCGUCCGUCACCAUGGUGACGACGACAAUAACACAGACACCACCAACCCCCACCGUUGUCGUGGCUCCCCCCGCCCAGGUGCCUGCUCCUGUGUUGUUCAGCAAAGCUACGAAAGGGCGGCCACUGCCACCAGAGGAGGAGGACGCCCAGACGCAGCACCCGAGGAAGAGGAGGUUUGCACGUUCGGCCGUGCCGCAGGUGCAGGUGCAGCUGGUUAACACAGCCAUGCAGCAGACGAGGGAGAUGAUCCAGCAGACACUUGCGGUAAUCGUCAACGCCAUCAAGCUAGACGACAUUGAGCCGUACCACAGCGACCGCUCCAACCCCUAUUUCGAGUAUCUGCAGAUCCGGAAGAAGAUCGAGGAGAAGAGGAAGAUCCUGUGCUACAUCACGCCACAGGCUCCACAGUGCUACGCUGAGUAUGUCACCUACACGGGAUCCUACCUGCUGGACGGCAAGCCCCUAAGCAAGCUGCACAUCCCAGUGAUCGCUCCACCCCCUUCUCUGUCGGAACCCCUGAAAGAGCUCUUCAGACAGCAGGAGGCAGUCAGGGGGAAGCUCAGACUCCAGCACAGCAUCGAGAGGGAGAAGCUGAUCGUGUCUUGUGAGCAGGAGAUGUUGAGGGUCCACUGCCGGGCCGCCAGGACUAUAGCCAAUCAGGCGGUCCCGUUCAGCGCCUGCACUAUGCUGCUAGACUCUGAGGUGUACAACAUGCCCUCCGAGACCCAGGGCGAUGAGAACAAGUCAGUGAGAGACCGCUUCAACGCUCGCCAGUUCAUCUCCUGGAUCCAGGACGUAGACGACAAGUACGACCGAAUGAAGACGUGCCUGCUGAUGCGGCAGCAGCACGAGGCUGCGGCGCUGAACGCAGUCCAGCGCAUGGAGUGGCAGCUGAAGGUGCAGGAACUGGACCCUACGGCCCACAAGUCCCUGUGCGUCAACGAAGUGCCCUCCUUCUACGUGCCCAUGGUCGAUGUCAAUGACGACUUUGUCCUGCUGCCAGCGUGAUCCCAGUGGACAUACUCCAAGGACCCUGGACAGGGACACGCCCCCCAUCUGGACGGACAAACCCCCGGGCUGGACGGACACGCUCCCACCGCCGCUAUCUUCCUCCUCUUCAGAGGGAACUUCAGAAAGGGCUAGCGCGUUUCCAUGAGAAGGCUUUAGAGAGGGAGAGAGAGGGAGGAACCAUUGCUUAUUCUACAGAGAAACCAAGUAAAGGCAAACACACGUUUACUCUCCCCCAAGUGAGGCCAUUUUUAAACCCCGGUGGAGAGAAACCCCAAGUGUUGCACUUUGAUCUUCCACCUUUUAACGCUUUACUGUGAGUGGGAGGAGGCCCAGAGAGCUCGCUGUGAGGACACGAGCCCUUUCCACCGGUCCUUUCCCUUCAUUGGUCUCCGCUGCUGCAGCAGACAACACCAACUGUCCUAUGACGAGGAGGGAGGAGCUUAUCUCCCAGCAGCCUCGGGGAAAGAGCACGCACACACACCUUGGCCCCGCAGCAGGUGUGUUGUAAAGGGACACACACACACACACACACACACACACACACACACACACACACACACACACACACACACACACACACACACACACACACACACACACACACACACACACAACAAAGGCCAGAGACUGCAAAUUAAACUCCACCCCUGGAUGGGCAGAAGAGAGGGUUUAUUUGACUAGGUGACUAGAGAGAGAAAUAUGUUUGAUUUUUGUCUAUUUCUUUACUUGGGCAUUUCAUUGUUUCUGAGGAAGUGUCUUGAAACACUACAGAGCCAAUAUUAGUUUGAUGGGAAAAAAACACAAAAGAAACCUGAAAAAAAUGUUGUAUUGGGUAAAUUCUGUACAGUUUUUAUAUUUGUUGAAACCAAUGUAUUCUUGCUGCCUUCUAGAUAAUUUAUUUUGCCACACAUUACUGCACAGUUGUAAAUAAUGUAUACGUACUGUAACAUCACUCAGUUAAGUGUAAAGACAAAAAAACGAAAAAUUACCGAAAAAUAAUCUUUGUAUGUACAGUUGACUUUUAGGCAGCACUUUGCCCUUCAUUCCCAUGGGCCAAACGCAUUGUGUCAGGAUUUACACACUCCAAUGACCGACUACACAACCCAGGCCUCCCUCACACACAAACACACACACACCACACACACACAGAGUUAGAUGUAGCAGGGAGGCCGAUGGAGGGAAAUGGGUGUCCGGAGCUAUUGUCCUUGUUGUUGCUUUACUAAACAGUUCUAUUAUCUGAAGAAUUAAAAACCAAGAAAAUGCCUUUUUACAGUAAAACCAGAUUUAUUGAGUACUGGCAAAGAGAGACAUGUUUUAUUUGUGUUUCAUUGGUUUUAAUUGUCGUUUUUUCGCUGAGAAUUUAACUAAAUUCAUUCAAUUUAAAUUUUUUGUUUUUUAGAAAUUGUCAUUGACUGAAAUCGGUUAUUAAAAAUAAUGUUGAUAGCUUUUCUCCCCUUUUACACUGUACUUCACCAUUUGGUCCAUGACUUGUGGAGUGCUUUGCUGGGCCUUGUAGGCCGGCUCCUGACGUCACCGGAUACUUGUUUUCCAGCUCCCUGUUUGUUUUGUGUUUAACUCCCAUGCUGUAGUAAAAUAAUUGCCACAGGAUGGUUGCAAGUUCGAUUUUAUCUUCAUCACACCCUUUUUCAAAAAUGUAUGUUUUAAUUAAACGUUCCAAAGUCUACUUGAUUUUGAGUCAUAUUGAACUAAAGAGUUUUCAGUCAGAGUUUUAAGACUCAGAAGGUGUUUAGAUGGUAAUUACUGUUAUUCUAAAAGAUGGUUUAUCAUUUUUAAGCAUGUUAGACAGCUUUCACCUGCAAAGUACUUGUGUUGCUGGGAGAUUAAGUGAUUGACGGUAGUUUGGUGGCAUUUGUUUUAUUUUUCUAUUCGGCUCAACACUCAAGUGUUCCUAAUAUGAACCAAAAAAAUGACAUACCCGCUUUUUGUACGUCCUACUUGAAUAGCAGAGCUCGAACGCCCUGCAAUUAGUUCCUUUUUCCAUUUGCUUUGUCUAGUUUUAUCUUUCCUAUGGGUGAAGUGUUUUUUUUUGUUUUUUGUUUUUUUACAUAAUUCCUGUGUUGUGCUCUUAAUUUUGUUUUGUGUGUAUUGUUGUUUUGAUUGUUGUCUUGUAAAUGUUCUCGUUUGUCAUUUUUUUAGUUUCUUUGAUUUACCGUCCUGUAUAGAGUGCAAGACCAGCCCCCCCCACCCCCCCUCCCCGGUGUACUCAUGCUGUUUACAAACUUUCUGCUCACAUCGCUGAUCGCCCUCUUUCUUACUUCACGUCUAAUUGGCUUCUUUUUUUUAAGGCUUGAAAUGGUCCUUGACCACUAAUGAGAGGAGACAAUUGAUUGGCCCUUGACCGACGACACGCACCCCUUACCCCAACCCCAACCCCACCCUGAGCAAUAACUUGACGUUUAUCUUGAAAGACUCAAGUGUUCACAUUGUUAAUCUUUGGUACCUUAGCAGUCAGAAGCCCCCUCACACAAUGCUUUAACCCUCCGGUUGCACAGUAGAACCCGAUAUGGGGUUUCCAGAAACUUGACGGACUGUGUGUGUGUGUGUGUGUGUGUGUGUGUGUGUGUGUGUGUAUAUAUAUAUGUACAUAUAUGUUAACAUGUAUAUAUGUAUGCGUGUGUGUAUAUAUAUGUAUAUAUGUGUGUAUGAAUGUUUACAUUUGUAUAUAUGUGUGUGUGUGUGUGUGUGUAUGUAUGUUUACAUUUGUAUAUAUGUGUGCGUGUGUGUAUGUAUGUUUACAUGUGUAUAUAUAUAUAUAUAUAUGUAUGCAUGUGUGUGUGUAUAUAUGUGUAUAUAUAUAUAUGUAUCUAUAUAUCUGUUUGUGUGUGGUUUCCAGAAACUAGACGGACCCCAGAUCUGUCUACAACACGUUACCUCAACUAUCCUGACAUUAUCCUCAAGUUUUGUUUUGAUUUGUUUAUUGCUCAUUUCGAACUGUUUUUAUUUUAUUUCGGAUCGUAAAUAUACAUAUCUUUUUCUUGUGGUAGACUUAUGAUUUCAAGCCAUUUAUUUCUAGUUUCCUUUUUGUUUGUUUUUAUUUUAAAACAUUUAAAGUAAUCUUUAUUCAUCAUUUUGUUAUUAUGAGAAUGGAAAAUGACUUGUGUACAAUCGCAUGGAGAAGAAACUUACAAAAAAAAAAGAAAAAAAGAAGAGAAAUAUCAAAGAGGAUUAACCUAUUUAUUAUCUUUAUUUUCUGACACCUGUGGUAUGUCUUUCUUAGUGUUUGACUUGGGUCUCUCCGCAGUGUAUAUUUCUCUCCUGGCGAGGCUUUGUGAGACUUCGUGUAAAUAGCUCUGUAAAUAGGGGCCCCUCCUCUUUGUACUCGUGUUCAACUUGUGUAGAAUGUUGGGGGACGCGCGCUCACUCAAGGUGACGAUGUAAUAAUGUACCUUUUUUAUUCGUACCAUGUAGUUUAAUUGUGUACAUAGUGUUGGAGCAGCUAUGGGAGGGCAGGGCGGUGGGGCGGGGCUCAGGUUCUGUUCAUGCUAACAUCGGUGCUGUAAGAGAAUGCAGUACUUUCACCUUGAGCCGUCGUUAAUUUCCUGCAUUAAAGAAAUGUGAGAAAUAUU
Messenger RNA from Gadus chalcogrammus (walleye pollock), 14719 nucleotides. It is a transcript of the gene ankrd11, whose product is annotated as ankyrin repeat domain 11. Gene Ontology annotation, cellular component: nucleus. Bases 2376 to 11129 code for a protein of 2917 amino acids. Gene Ontology annotation, biological process: anatomical structure morphogenesis. The record is from RefSeq and is a predicted model, not a curated record. NCBI's taxonomy places the organism in Eukaryota, Metazoa, Chordata, Actinopteri, Gadiformes, Gadidae. Gene Ontology annotation, molecular function: protein binding. The transcript has 13 exons.